GACGCAGUCUGUGGCGUCGAGCCCCACCUCGAACCAGUGUGGAGUGCUGGUCUGAGUGAAAAGUUCCGGCGGCGGCUGAGGGGAAGAUGGCGGCGGCCGGUGUGCUAGCCGCCGGGCUGCGCAUGGCGCGCAGGGCGGUCGCGGCCGCGGGGCCGCGGGGGACGCAGGUCCGAGGACGUGCAGGUGUGACUGAUGGGAAUGAAGUGGCCAAGGCCCAGCAGGCAGCUCCUGGGGGAGCAACCCCAACCAUCUUCUCCCGGAUCCUGGACAGAAGCCUCCCAGCGGACAUUAUAUAUGAGGACCAGCAGUGUCUUGUGUUCCGUGAUGUGGCCCCUCAGGCUCCUGUGCACUUCCUGGUCAUUCCUAAGAAGCCCAUUCCUCGGAUUAGCCAGGCUGAAGAGGAGGAUCAGCAGCUUCUAGGACACCUCCUUCUUGUGGCCAAGAAGAUGGCAAAGGCUGAAGGCCUGGCAGAUGGAUACCGGCUUGUGAUCAAUGAUGGGAAGCUGGGCGCACAAUCUGUGUAUCACCUGCACAUUCAUGUACUUGGGGGCCGACAGCUCCUGUGGCCUCCAGGUUGAACCAACCAACCGACUGACCAAGGACCCCAGGCCUGGAUGCUUGGAUGGGGAAGGGCAAAAAGGACCCUGUGAUGCCAAUAAACCUCUCCU
Trichechus manatus latirostris (Florida manatee) is the source of this 668-nucleotide messenger RNA. It is a transcript of the gene HINT2, whose product is annotated as histidine triad nucleotide binding protein 2. Lineage: Eukaryota; Metazoa; Chordata; Mammalia; Sirenia; Trichechidae. Bases 87 to 578 code for a protein of 163 amino acids. The transcript is spliced from 5 exons. Gene Ontology annotation, cellular component: mitochondrion; cytoplasm. The record is from RefSeq and is a predicted model, not a curated record. Gene Ontology annotation, molecular function: hydrolase activity.